Molecule: messenger RNA, 1962 nt
Organism: Balearica regulorum gibbericeps (East African grey crowned-crane)
Lineage: Eukaryota; Metazoa; Chordata; Aves; Gruiformes; Gruidae
Source: RefSeq, a predicted model, not a curated record
GUUGUGCGACCUUGCACGAGCAGUGAGAGAACUGCUGUGUUACUCAAAAUACUGGAUUUCACCCACAAUGAUCUUCAGAAGGUGCUGGUAUUCACUAAUUCAGUAAAUGAAGCAGAAAUGGUCCAUAAGGCACUGAAGAGCAACUCAAUAAUUUCCUUGAAAAUACAUGAAGGGAGUGAGUUUGAUUUCAAGUAUAUCUUGGAGCAGUGGACAAAAAAGUAUAGUUCUGGCACUCGUGUUGUGAUAGUUUUAACAGAUGACUGCAUGCAGUCUUUGGGAAUUACAGAUGCAACUUGCGUGAUACAUUUCAGUUUUCCUUCUCCAAGAAUCUUUGGUCAACGUCUACACAGCAUGUCUGACAACUUCUGUAACGUGAUAAAGGAUUCUUCUGUAGAUCAGGAAUAUACAAAGGCAAGGUCAGUCUUUCUGCUAACAGAAGACAAUGCAUGUCACGCGCUUGGGAUCCUACGCUAUUUGCAGCACGCAGAAGCUGAAAUUCCACCAGAACUGUAUGAUUAUAGUGCCAAGACUCUAGAGGCUGAAGAAGAUAAGAAACUUUCAAGGCCCCUGUGUGCCUAUCUUAAAACAUUUGGGAUUUGCAAGAAUAGAACAGUGUGUCCAGAUCGUCAUCAAGUUAAUUUACAAAUAGAUGUGCCCCAGAAUAUACCAGAUAAAAUUACACAAACACCUGGAUGUGUGACAAUGCUGCCUCUCCACAUUGUAAAUGCAACAAACUACUUUGGUCGAAUAGUAGAUAAACAAAAAGACCAGUAUACAAUUCUUGCUGAAGAAAUUAACGAGUAUUUUAAGAAACCUUGUAAUAAAAUUUCUGUUAAAAAUGUGGAGAAGCUAGCGUUUUAUGGAUUAUGUGAGAAAACACUUUUUCACAGGGUUCAGGUGGUAGACAUUUCCCCAAAAGAGGAGGAAAACUUGUUCUUUAAUGUCAAAAUUAAAUACAUAGAUGAAGGCAGAACAAGUCAAGUUCAGAGCUAUCAGCUGCUUCACUUACCUGCAAGGUUUCAGUGUCUGCCACCUCAGGCUGUGGAAUUUGUAGUUUGUAGAGUGAAACCCAUUGAUAAUGAAAUCGAAUGGGACCCAAAGGUAACUCACUAUAUAAAUGACAAAAUUAAAGGAAAACUACAUGAAGCAAAAAUAGUACAUACCUUGGGCAAUACAGCUUGGGUUGACCCAAUGGUCCGGGUUACCAGGCUUUCAGAUUUGAAGAUGUCUGUCAAUGAAUACAACGUUCGAUCUGAGAUCUUGUCUACGGGUCUGGGAACUGACAAUCCAGAACAUAUAACACAACUUCAGAAGUUGUGCGGACACAUGGACGUAUUACAUCAUGAAAAGAACUUGGAUCCUUUAAGCAUAAAGGAGGAUACAGCUGGUCCAGAGAAUGCAUCCAAUCCACAGAAUAUGUCAAUACAAGAAAAUCCUACUGAAAACUGUAAUUCUUUUAAAAUUACUUCUGGGAAUCAUCCAUGUGAUGGUGUAGCUCAAAGUAAGGAAGCAGAAGACUCUACCCUGCAUCAGCAUAAAUGCUUUUAUCCAGAAAUAAAGUGGUUUCAGAAUGAAGAAACUGUUACAGUGAAGGUAAAAAUAGCAAGUGUAGCUGACUUUAAAUGUGAGUUCUCUAAAGAGAAGGUGAUUUUCAGUGCUUCUUCAGGAGACAAACUUUAUUGGGCUGACAUGGAGCUGCAUCAAUAUAUACUUGCAGAAAAGUCUACAUGUGUGAUUAAGGAUAAAGAGGCUAUUAUUGUUCUUACAAAAGAGAAAAAAGGAGCAUGGUGCAAACUACUGAAGAAUAAGAAUCCUCAUGUGUCUUUUGAUUUUCAACACUGGGAAGAUUUUGAAGAUGAAAGCCCUUUUCCAGUUGGUACGAAAAAACUGUAUUGCACUGCUGCAGUAGCCGAAGAAUUGGUUGCCUCCUCAGAAGACAGUGGAACAGAAAGUGAUGAGUAA